This is a messenger RNA of Cordyceps fumosorosea ARSEF 2679, 3297 nucleotides long. RefSeq names its product Armadillo-type fold domain containing protein. The coding region runs from base 1 to 3297 and encodes 1098 amino acids. Gene Ontology annotation, biological process: protein import into nucleus. Gene Ontology annotation, cellular component: cytoplasm; nucleus. Gene Ontology annotation, molecular function: small GTPase binding; nuclear import signal receptor activity. The transcript has 6 exons. The record is from RefSeq and is a predicted model, not a curated record. Lineage: Eukaryota; Fungi; Ascomycota; Sordariomycetes; Hypocreales; Cordycipitaceae.
AUGUCAGUUCUCUCCGCCGACAUUCACUCUGAGCUGGCGCAGCUGCUCCAGGGCCUUCAGUCCGCCGACAACUCUAUCCGCACGAGGGCGGAAGAGCUCCUUCAUGGCAGCUGGACUUCUACGCGCCCAGAGAUCCUUCUUAUGGGUCUUGCUGAACAAAUUCAAGGCGCCGGGGACGAACAGACACGAUCUUUCGCCGCUUUGCUUUUUCGAAGAAUCUCCUCCAGAACCCGAAAACUUGAUAAUGGCCAAAAUGUUGACAUGUUUCUUGGAAUGGCGAAAGACCAGGCGGCCGUUAUCAGACAAAAACUUCUAGAAACUCUCGGCACCGAGACGGACAGAGCUGUGCGCAACAAAAUUGGCGAUGCGGUUGCUGAAAUCGCGCGUCAAUACAAUGAAAAUGGGGAGCGAUGGACAGAGGUGCUUCAGGCUCUCUUUCAGCUCACGCAGGCACCCGAGGCCGAAAAACGCGAGACGGCUUACCGGGUGUUCACAACAACUCCCAAUGUUAUUGGGAAAGAACAGGCAGACGCCGUCCUCCUCUCCUUUCAGAAGGGAUUCAAAGAUGAUGCUGUUAAUGUCCGCCUUUCCGCCAUGGGUGCCUUUGCUGCUUUCUUCAGAACAAUCGACAAAAAGGAUCGAACAAAGUUCUUUGCCUUGGCGCCGGAUGUUCUUAACAUCCUCCCGCCCAUUAAAGACUCCCAAGACUCAGACCACCUCAGUAAAGCGCUCAUCGCGCUCAUCGAAUUGGCUGAGCUCGCCCCCAAAAUGUUCAAGCAGCUCUUCCAGAACCUCGUUCAGUUUUGUGUAUCUGUUAUUCAAGAUAAAGAACUCGAGGACCUCUGCCGCCAAAAUGCUCUUGAGCUCAUGGCUACUUUUGCCGAAUACGCCCCUUCCAUGUGUCGAAAGGACCCCUCUUUCACGUCCGAUAUGAUUACCCAGUGUCUGAGUCUGAUGACCGAAAUCGGGGAAGACGAUGACGACGCUGCCGAGUGGCUCGCCUCCGACGAUCUAGACCAGGAUGAAAGCGAUCAAAACCACAUUGCCGGAGAGCAAGCAAUGGAUCGACUUGCAAAUAAACUCGGCGGCCAGGCUAUUCUCGCCCCCACUUUCAACUGGCUGCCCCGCAUGAUGCAGUCUGGCUGGAAAGACCGGCAUGCUGCUUUGAUGGCGAUUUCUGCCAUUUCUGAAGGCUGUCGUGACCUUAUGGUUGGAGAACUGAGCCAAGUUUUGGAUCUUGUCAUUCCUGCGCUACAGCACCCACAUCCUCGCGUUCGAUGGGCCGGCUGCAAUGCUCUCGGCCAGAUGAGCACGGACUUUGCUCCUACAAUGCAAAGUGACUACUAUGAGCAAGUCUUGAAGGCCAUAAUCCCGGUGCUAGACUCUCCUGAGCCCAGAGUCAAAUCCCACGGUGCCGCUGCCUUGGUCAACUUCUGCGAAGAGGCCGAGAAAUCUACCUUGGAGCCAUAUCUGGAUGAUCUUCUAUCUCAUCUCUUCAACCUCCUUCAGAGCGAUAUGAGAUAUGUACAAGAACAGGCUCUUUCCACUAUCGCCACGAUUGCCGAUGCCGCCGAGGCUGCAUUUUCAAAGUACUAUGACACUUUGAUGCCGCUCUUGGUGAACGUAUUGCAGAAUCAAAGCGAGAAGGAAUACCGACUUCUCCGCGCCAAGGCCAUGGAGUGUGCCACCUUGAUUGCGAUUGCCGUUGGAAAGGAGCGCCUCGGCCAGGAUGCCAUGACUCUGGUCAAUCUGCUGGCGAAUAUCCAAGCCAACAUUACUGAUGCGGAUGACCCUCAGGCGCAGUACCUCAUGCACUGCUGGGGCCGCAUGUGCCGUGUCCUUGGUUCUGACUUUGUGCCCUUCAUGAGUAGUGUCAUGCCCCCUCUUCUUGAGCAAGCGAUGACUAAGGCUGAUAUUCAGCUACUGAAUGACAAUGAAGAGGCCGCCGCUUUGCAAAGCGAGGACGGCUGGGAGUUCGUUCCUGUGAAAGGAAAAAUGAUUGGCAUCAGAACCAGCACCAUGGAAGACAAGCACAUUGCCAUUGAACUACUUGUCGUAUACGCACAGACACUUGAGGGGGCUUUCGCCCCGUACGUCGCCAGCAUCAUGGAGAAGAUUGCGCUACCUGGUUUAGCAUUCUUCUUCCAUGAUCCCGUCAGGUACAUGUCAGCAAAACUGGUGCCCCAGCUACUGAGCUGUUAUAAGAAGGCGUACGGAAGCCCCUCUAACGAGCUGACCGGUUUGUGGAACGCAAGUGUAGAGAAGCUCAUCGAAGUUCUCGCCGCGGAGCCUGCUAUUGAUACACUGGCCGAGAUGUAUCAGUGCUUCUAUGAGUCUGUCGAGGUAGUGGGCAAGGAUUGCCUCAACGCCGACCACAUGGCCAAGUUCAUGGACGCUGUUCAUUCAACGAUUGUUGACUACCAAACUCGUGUUGUCCAGCGAGCGGAGGAGAGGGAGGGUGCCACAGCAGACGAUGUGGAAGAUGAAGAAGACGAGACCCUGAUUGCCAUCGAAGAUGACCAAACGCUCUUGUCUGACAUGAACAAGGCAUUUCACUCCGUCUUCAAAAACCAUGGUGCUACGUUCCUUCCUUUAUGGGAAAAACUUCUACCCACAUACGAACUUUUCCUGAGAUCUGACGACCCUACGCAGCGUCAGUGGGGGCUGUGCAUCAUGGACGACGUGCUCGAGUAUUGCGGCUCCGAUAGCAUAAGAUAUGCCAACUAUAUUUCACAAGCCCUCAUAGACGGAUGCCGCAACCCCUCAUCCGCAGUUAGGCAAGCAGCAGUCUACGGCGUUGGUGUCGCUGCUCACCGUGGCGGUGCUGCCUGGUCUCAAUUUCUAGGCAGUGCUCUUCCAAUCCUCUUCCAGGCUACGCAGAUUCCCGACGCACGAAAUGAUGACAAUGUCUAUGCCACAGAAAAUGCUUGUGCUUCGAUUGCCAAGAUUCUGCACUACAAUGCCAGCAGUGUUGGUGACCUGCAGGCUGUUAUCACACAGUGGAUUGAUACACUUCCAAUUACCAACGACGAGGAGGCUGCACCGUAUGCCUAUGCUUACCUCGCAGAGCUUAUUGACCAGGGCAACCCGAUCAUCAUGGGCCAAGCAUCCAAGCUGUUUGUCUUCAUCGCACAGGCUCUCGAGGCUGAAACGUUACGUGGUCAAACUGCCAACAGAGUCGCCACAGCGACCAAGACAAUGCUCACAACUGCCAACGUCGACCCCAUGCCACUGUUGCAGCAAUUUUCCCAAGAUGCCCAACGCACGAUAAUGGGCUUCUUCAGUUAUACGACCUAA